This is a messenger RNA of Catharus ustulatus (Swainson's thrush), 839 nucleotides long. RefSeq names its product microfibril-associated glycoprotein 4-like. The transcript has 6 exons. Gene Ontology annotation, biological process: elastic fiber assembly. The record is from RefSeq and is a predicted model, not a curated record. Lineage: Eukaryota; Metazoa; Chordata; Aves; Passeriformes; Turdidae. Bases 13 to 783 code for a protein of 256 amino acids.
CGCUCCGGAGCCAUGGAGUUCGUGGCCGUGGCGCUGCUGGUGGCACUGGGGACACUGGGACAGGGACAGGGCCAGCCCAUCGGGCCCCAGGCCCUCCCGCUGUGCCCGCCCCUCCCCCCCCGGGACUGCCAGGACGUGCACGCGGGGGGGGCGCGGGCGGACGGGGUGUACCUGGUCAGCCCCGCGGGGGGAGGGGCGCCCCCCGUGCCCGUCUACUGCGACAUGAGCACCGAGGGGGCACGUCUGGACGGUACCGUGUUCCAGAAGCGAUUCAACGGCUCCGUCAGCUUCUUCCGCGGCUGGAACGACUACAGGGCGGGGUUCGGCCGCGCCGACGGCGAGUACUGGCUGGGCCUGCAGACCCUGGCCCUGCUGACCCUCCAGGCCCGCUACGAGCUGCGCGUGGAGCUCGAGGACUUUGAGAACAACUCGGCCGCGGCCACCUACGGCUCCUUCGCGCUGUCCCCGACGGCCAUCAGCGCCGAGGAGGACGGCUACGCCCUGCACGUGGCCGGCUUCGUGGACGGCGGCGCCGGUGACUCGCUGAGCUACCACAACGGGCAGAAGUUCUCGACGUUCGACCGCGACCAGGACCUGUUCGCGCAGAACUGCGCCGCGCUCUCGUCGGGCGCGUGGUGGUUCCGCAGCUGCCACUUCUCCAACCUCAACGGCUUCUACCUGGCGGGGCCGCACCUGUCCUACGCCAACGGCAUCAACUGGGCCCAGUGGAAAGGGUUCUACUACUCGCUGAAACGCAGCGAGAUGAAAAUCCGGCGCCUCUGAGGGCACCCGGGGGCUCCUGGGGACACCUGGGGACACCUGGGGACACCUGGGGGGAC